This is a messenger RNA of Papaver somniferum (opium poppy), 1218 nucleotides long. RefSeq names its product Werner syndrome ATP-dependent helicase homolog. The transcript has a single exon. Gene Ontology annotation, cellular component: nucleus; cytoplasm. Gene Ontology annotation, biological process: nucleobase-containing compound metabolic process. Gene Ontology annotation, molecular function: nucleic acid binding; 3'-5' exonuclease activity. Lineage: Eukaryota; Viridiplantae; Streptophyta; Magnoliopsida; Ranunculales; Papaveraceae. Bases 93 to 1076 code for a protein of 327 amino acids. The record is from RefSeq and is a predicted model, not a curated record.
CUUUCUCAAUUCUCGCCUCUCUCUUUGGCUCUGAUUUAUUCAGUUUUAUUUACAUUAAUUCUUCAGAAAUUCUGUUUUUUUUAACUUAAACCAUGGCAGGAGGAUCAGCAGUUCAGAAAGUUCAGAAUGGCUCAUCAGUUCAGAAAGUUCAGAAUGGCUUGUCUGGUCUUUCUAUCGCUGAUCCCAAGAAGUGGAGUGAUCAGAUGAGCAGCAACAGUAGUACUAAUGGCAGCAACAGCCAGAACGGUGGUGAUAAUGUACCAUUAUCAUCUAUCAAAGUUGUUGAUAAGACUAAAUCUACACAUCAUGAAUACACCGUGUAUUUUCACAAAGAUAAAAUCCAAACAACUGUUACUCAUACAGCUUCUGUGGUGGAUCGAUGGAUUGCCAGCAUCUACAGCGAUUUCCCCAGUAAAUUGAAUAAUCUUGUUGUGGGUCUUGAUAUCGAGUGGAGACGGAUAAGAGAUAAUAGCACAAGAAACCCGGUUGCUGUUUUGCAACUGUGUACGUUAAAACGGUGUCUCAUAUUUCAGAUCUUGUGUUGCGAUCACAUUCCUGAUUCGCUUGCUGAUUUUCUUGGUAAUGAGAAGUUUACCUUUGUUGGAGCUGGAAUCGAUGGAGAUGCGCACAAGCUUUGGACUGAUCAUGGUUUGAAUGUUGCUAGAACCGAAGAACUUGGCAGUUUGGCUGCUUUUAAACUCACCACUACAGUCAAAGAGUAUAGAGAAAGUUGGCUAUACAAAGAUGGGCUGAGGAAUUUGUCAAACGCUGUUCUCAGCCAAGAAUUACGGAAGAGAAGAGAUAUCCAGUUGAGCCACUGGGAUAAUGGUUUCUUAACUGAUAAUCAGGUUGAAUAUGCUUGUUUAGAUGCUUAUGUUUCGUUUAAAAUAUGUGUCAAUUUGAUGGGUCGUUCUAAUCCAGUACAUACUGAUGAUCGACGCGGCGAAAGGAGGUUUUAUAAGGAUUUUAACGCUCCCAAAAAGGAUGUGGAAGAAGAAACUAAGCAGGUUUCUGACAAGAAGCAGGCUAAUGGGUCGUCCAAGACUAAUGGAACCAAAAGUAAUAAACGUGUUUAGGUAUUAGAUUAGGGUUUUUGAUUUAUUCGUCUCAAAUCUUUAGAUCCUAAAAUUUUUCAUCUGUUUUAAUGAGGCCAUUAAUAAAUAUAGAUCUGAAUUUGCUUAAUUUUUUUUUCUCUUAUGAAAUUUAAAAUCAACUGAA